Chenopodium quinoa (quinoa) is the source of this 3023-nucleotide messenger RNA. RefSeq lists its product as uncharacterized. The record is from RefSeq and is a predicted model, not a curated record. Bases 210 to 2801 code for a protein of 863 amino acids. Lineage: Eukaryota; Viridiplantae; Streptophyta; Magnoliopsida; Caryophyllales; Amaranthaceae. The transcript is spliced from 10 exons.
ACACCUUCACUAAACUCCUUUCUUUGUGUUGAAAAGUAAAAAAAUCAAAUGUUUAGUUCUUUCAGGAAAAAAUAUCACACAUUAUCACACAUUUGGUAUUUUGGUGGGAAUCCAACUUGAGAAGCGGCAAAAAUGGCGAAUUUUUUGUAUUUUCACCAUGAAAACCCAAAAUUCAGCUCUUCAUCUCUAGAUUAAUUCCUCUGCAAAAAAUGGACAAAAUCUGUCAAACAUGUGGAUAUGGAGAGAAAGAUUUCUCUAGAUAUUUAAUUUAUUGUACCGAAUGUUGGGACACGGUUGAGCACAUAUAUUGUCUUGGCUUAUCAGCUGAUGAUAUUAGUGAAGAUUUCAGUUGGAAAUGCGAUUCAUGCCCAUCAACAGUUGAAUUACUGGCAAAAGUGAUAAAAUAUGGGGAUAAACAAGAUGAAAAGGUUGAAUUUGCUGGUAGUGGUCCAUUGAGAAUUUUAGAUUUUGCUCUGCCUGAUGCUAGUGCAAUCCCGGUAGUAGGGCCAAUUUGGAGGGGAGUUUUCAAUACCGUUGGAAGUUUAUAUACAAGUUUGAAAGGGCUCGAGGCCUUUAUGCCAAAGACUUCAUAUUCAAAAGUUGUCAAUCUUGUACAAUCAAUGCCACCCUCUAUUUUUUUCAGCAUGAAAAAGAGGUGCGAGGUUUGGCCUAAGGAUUUUGAUGAAUUGGGGGCUGCUGCCUGCAAUAUUGGACUUUACAUCUUUCCUGAAUUUUUGAGCUUUUGUGACAGGAAUGAGGCUGAUUACAACGUUUUGAUGGAGUACAUGAAAUCAAAUGACCUAGCCAUGACAGCCAAGAUUAAGAACUUAGAGUUGUUGGUUUUUACUUCCUUUGAGAUAUUGGCUCCAGAGAAACGCAAAAUUCAAGGAAAAUACUAUCUUUGGGGGACAUUUAAAGAAAAAGAAUUUCGACAAGAAAGUCCAUCUACAUGCUACCGACCAAGUGCUGUAAAAAAUGGGACCGGCAAAGGUGUAAGAGCAGUGGGCUGCCCAGGAGAAAAAACAGCCAGUCUUAGUACCCCUUUAUCAACCAAAACUGGUGCUAUAUCCAAGCAGUGGAAAACACUCAAGAAGACUAGAAAAAUAAGGUCUCAUCUAAGGCGCGAAUGCAUACCACCAUUAAGGCCUGAAUGCAAGAGAGCUAGGAGUAAAAGAGGUAAAGAAAGGAAAGUGGUAUCAGGCAAUGACCAGAAAGCCACUAUGCUAUUUCAGACAUCCAACAAACAAAGCCUAGCUGAAACCUGCCCAAUUGUAGAAGCCCCUCAUCCAGAAGAAUGUCUACCGCGAGUUAAGAUAAAGAUACCUAAAACCACAACUGUUGAUGAGUCCUCUGUCAUUACUUCAGGGAAACAAGUGAGCGCUGGUCUGCCGAAUGAUAUGAUUGAUUCUUCAGAGAACAUUAUAAAACUGAAAUCCUCAAAAGUAGAUGAUAGGUCAGCUAGCCAAGAUCCAAAAGAGCUUGUUCCUCCUUUGACCACACUUACAAAAGAAAGAUCACAAAAUAACGAGACCUUGAAUAUAUGUGAUGUUUCCCGCUCUAGUCUUGGAAACCCUUUUGAUUCAAAAGACUGUGGCGAGGAGACCAUUUCAGUUAAGCCAAUCAAAGGUUUCAAUUCCCAGCAGCAGGGAUCUAAUUGGUCUGCAACAGUUAGGGAGAGCAGAAUCAUUGAAGGAAAAUCAGCUGAGGCAGAGCAGCUGAACUGUGAAGAUGGUAUUAAGCUGCAUGGUGCAUUGCUUCCGAAUGAACUUUUGGAAUCCUCACAGCUUCAAUUACAAGACAGCAGUGUCUAUCUAGCCUCUAAUCCCAUGAAUAAAGCCUUUUUAGUCCCUUCGGUUGGUAAUCAAGAAGAUUCUGAGGUAAAAGAGCCGAAUCCUUCAAGCAAUGGACAAAGCAAUCCUUUCUCUAAAGAUGAACCCUUAGCUGAUCAUCAAUAUACUGUUGACAAAAAAGUUUUUCAUGAAGUUAAUUCCCCAGCUGAUGAUGGUCUACCACAAUUUCCUCCCCUAGAAGAUCAGCAUGAGAUACCUCUUGAGAAAGGUUUAAGUGCGACUCCCGUUAUUGUUGAUCUUGAAGAAGAAAAGCCCGAAGCAUUUAUCCCUUCAUCUGUUGCUCCUAUUGUAAUCUUGGAUUUUGAUGGUGAAGAAUCUCCCAAAAGUGGGUCUGAAAGCUUUAGAGAGUCAAGUUUUAUGACAAUACCAGCCUCCAUUUUAGAAAUGGCAGGUAAUUACCAUGACAUCAACUCAAAUUGUGUUGGCACACAAGUUGGCCGGUACAACAUCAAAUCUGACUUGGCCCCUACUCUUACCAAAAUUCUUGAAAUGCAUGGAGAUAUUGCUUUAAAUUGCAAAAUUGAUCCCAAGGUUCCAUUGGAGAACAUAUGCAAAGCUGUUCAGGACCUUGAAUCAGUCUGCUUAAGCGGCCUACGCUCCCAUCAUGUGAACCACCUAAGAAGCGUGCUGCAACUUGGUGAAGCUGUAGGGAUCAAUGUGAAAUGGCUCUGCAAGCGAUGUAACUAUCUUGAGAAGCUUGCUUCUUAUCUUAGUCAGUACCCUACUCUAAGGAGUGAACUGGCUCAUACCAAAAAGGAUAUUCAGCAUAGAGAAGAGAUGCUGAGUUCGAAAAGAACCAUGGAGGCAAACCUGCUACCGGAAAUCAAGUCACUGGAAGCAGAAUUGGAGCCGCUGAAGGAAUACAAAGAGAAGUUAGAUUCUGCCUUGCAGUACAUUACUUCGAUUUUUAGAACCUUCCAUGAUAAGUCCUUGGUGGUUGGACUACUUUAGAAACCCAGGUUGGUAGGUUGGUAGGUACAUUUUGCUAACAACUAUUUCUCACAAUAGUCACAAACAUAUACAUGAUUUUCACGAUAUUAACAUGAAUGUAUAUUCUGCCUGCUGUUUUAAAGGCUAAUCCUGAAGUCAGUAUCUCUUUGAAUCUUCAAACUUUUGCACUAUCUUGUGACAGUUAAUUUAAUAACUUUCAAGUGAACCACCCUUCAGUAAUCA